Messenger RNA from Phlebotomus papatasi, 1738 nucleotides. RefSeq lists its product as uncharacterized. The coding region runs from base 379 to 1638 and encodes 419 amino acids. The record is from RefSeq and is a predicted model, not a curated record. Gene Ontology annotation, cellular component: presynaptic membrane. The transcript is spliced from 2 exons. NCBI's taxonomy places the organism in Eukaryota, Metazoa, Arthropoda, Insecta, Diptera, Psychodidae. Gene Ontology annotation, biological process: clustering of voltage-gated calcium channels; neuromuscular synaptic transmission; neuron-neuron synaptic transmission.
UAGAAGCAACAAGUGACUAGGAAAUUUAGAGAAUUUUUUAGUGCUUCGUUUAUUGAUAUCACGCGAAUAUUUGGCGCCACUUUCUAAAGACACGAAAGAAAAUUAUGAAAAUUUUGUUUGAGAUCAAUUUAGAACAAUUCUGUGAACUAACAGUGACUCUUUAUGAUAUUUGAGCCUCGAUAUUUGCCCAAUUUUAUCACCUCAAUACAUAUGGUAGCAUUUGAAUAUUAUAGCGGAUAUUGCAGUCAUAAAUCGUGAGGAAAUAUCCUGAUAACAUUUAUGACUUGAAGAACCCAAGGAUUGUUCUUCACACACAAAUAUUUGGGCACAUUAGUGAUAAUUGCUAUUAAUAUUAAUUUUGUGGGUGAAGUCUUGAGGAUGGAGGAACAAGAGAGACUAUCUUUAGAUGGCUUGCCCGUGUACAGUAUAUCAUUAUCACCCCCUAAUCGCUGUCUUAAACGACUUCUCCACGUGAGUGACACAAUUGUCUCUCUUUUGAUCAUCACACCCUUGGCUGUUGCCCAUUGGAGAGGAACUUGGACAUUUAUGGAUAGCCAUGAGGAUAUAUUUCCUGCCUGGCACUGUUUUCUCUUGGGCAGUGUUCUUCACACAGCUUUUGCCCUACUGAGAGAAUCCCUUCAUGAGGAAUUCUCCAGCACAAGAGGAACCAAAUCCAUCUGCCGAACUAUCCAACGAUUUAUCAUCAGUAAAAUCUACACCUACAUUUUCAGUAUUGCCUGCAUUUUGCAAUGGCGUGGAGGAUGGGCUGUUCUUGAUUUGCAUUUUGGACACGGUGCCAAUACCGCCAUCAUAGUCACAAUCGUAACUUUUGUAAUUCUUGUGUCUAUACGGUGUGUCCGGAAUACCUUAGCACCACCAUUUGUCAUAAUAAUGGACUACAAAGAUUCCGUCUUCAUCUUUCCAACAAGAUUUCGCAUUGAAGGUGUCCACAAACCUGGACUCUAUGUAUUGGAUUGUGCAUUUUCUGUACUUGGUGUUGGAAGUCUUGUAGUUUUCGUAUGGCGUGGUGUCUGGCUACUAACGGAUAUAUUCAUUUUCCCAUUGGAUAAGGAACUUUCGGCAUAUUUCUCACUAGCAAUUGGAUAUGGAACCGUGGUUUUUAUUUUUGCCAUACAACCCCUAAUGAGAUGGACAUGUGAACGUCUUGAUGGCUUUUGGCGUGUCGCAGCUACAGACGUUUUUCUUACUCUAAGUUUCAUCGGUACAGUUAACAUUUGGCGUGGAGUUUGGUACACCAUAGAUAUCUAUUUCUUGCCAGAAUCUAAAGUAGAAAGUAUCUGGAUAACACACGGUGUAUCCUUGAUACUACUGGCCCUCCUAAACUGUUCCAACUCUGUACUACUUCGUGGUGUUUACAUCGAUGCUGAGGAACCAGCUGGACAAUGUGUUGUUUUUCCCGUAUAUUAUAUUCGUCAACUCUUUCAAAAAGAAAGGUCACGCAAACAAAAACGACUUCUUAACUCAUUAGAAAGGCAGGACAAUAACACCAUACUCCUAAUAGAAGAUCCAUCAAAUAGCACAAUAGCUAAUAGUAGAAAAUGUGAGAAAAAUCUUAAGAAUAAUUCAACUAGUAACGAGCAACAAGUGAGCAAAUUUUCCUUGGGCAAUAACAAUUAAAAUAUAGGAGAAUUGUUUGAAAGAUUAUUUUCAAUCAAUACAUAUCUCAGAUGCAAGGAUUUUCUCUGUGAGAGAUAAGCUUUCAAAAAAAAAAAAAAAG